CACACACACAGGCUUCCUCCCGACUCCGCGGUCCCAGCAGCGGCCCACGAGCGCGGGCUCGCGGCAGAGUCCUUCGCGCUAAAUCCGCCCCCCCCCUUCCUUUCCCCGCCUCCCGCAGCCGAAAGCCCCGGGCUUAAUCCUGGUCUGACUCGGGAUCGCGGCCCGCGGAAGGCCUGACGCCCACGGCCCGGGGGGCGUCUCCGCGCCAACAGCAAUAGCCCGGGAACCCGAAACUCCUCGGAGCGCCCCGGCGGCUCCUCCCGCUCGCCGCUCCCCCCAAUCCCGGACCGCGUCCGGGGCGGUGCCCUCGCGGCGGCUGGCAGAGGAGGGGGCCCCUCGGAGGGUAAGUGAAGCCGCCCGCGCGGCCCUUUGCGCGCGGCUAACCCAUGGCUGCGGCUGCCUGCCGGCUCCGCGGCCUGAUGCCGGCCGCGACUCUGCGGGCGUGUAGCCGGCCGCCUCUUCCGGGGAGUCUCUGGAAGCGGCAACUUCCAGCUGUGGGUUUUCCAGCACUUCAGUUGCACAUGACAAAUAUGGCUCUGAGAGCUAGUCAAGAAGACUUUGAAAGAGCCAAGGGGCAAAUAAAGCUCUUGAAGGAGGAUCCAGGAAAUGAAGUGAAGUUAAAACUCUAUGCGCUGUUUAAACAGGCUACUGAGGGGCCGUGUACCUCACCAAAACCUGGGAUGCUUGACUUUGUCAACAAGGCAAAAUGGGAUGCGUGGAAUGCUCUUGGCAGCUUGUCUAAGGACACUGCCAGACAAAAUUAUGUGGAUUUAGUAGCAAGUCUGGUUUCUUCUCAAUCCUUAAGCCAAGAGACUUCUAUUGAUAAGAAAUCUGAAUAUGAAACCCUAGUAGUCACAAGGGAAGACAAUAUUACAAAGAUCAUGUUAAACCGCCCAGCCAAGAAAAAUGCUAUUAAUAAUAAGAUGUAUAAUGAAAUUAUGCUAGCCCUAGAAGCUGCGGACAAGGAUGACUCGUCCCUAACCGUUCUCACAGGAAAUGGUGAUUAUUACUCCAGUGGGAAUGACUUGAGUGAAGCUGCAAAAGUUCCACCAGACGACAUUGAAAAGAAAAUUAAAGAAAGCUUUGUGUUACUAAGGACAUUUGUUGAUCAUUUUAUAGAUUUCUCCAAGCCCUUAGUUGCUGUAGUAAAUGGUCCAGCUGUAGGAAUCUCAGUUACACUUCUUGGGCUAUGUGACAUCGUAUAUGCAACUGACAGGGCAACAUUUCACACACCAUUUAUUCAGCUGGGCCAGAGUCCAGAGGCAUGCUCCUCUUAUACCUUUCCAAAGAUAAUGGGUCCAAUCAAGGCAGCUGAGAUGCUUAUUUUUGGAAGGAAGUUGACUGCCCAAGAAGCUUAUGCUCAAGGACUUAUUACUGAAGUUUUUCCUGAUAGCACUUUUCAGAGAGAAGUUUGGACCAGGUUGAAGGCAUAUGCGCAACUGCCCCCAAAGGCUAUGAUGUUUUCAAAACAGCUAAUUCGAAGUUUUGAAAAAGAGACACUGCACAAAGUUAAUUUUGAAGAAUGUACUUUACUUUGUGAAAGAUGGGUCUCUGAUGAAUUCAUGAAUGCCGUUGUAAACUUCAUUAAUAGAAAGUCAAAACUCUGAAGAUUUUGAAAAUGAAGAUCAAACAUUUCUGAAGCCAAAAUUAAUCUUCUCUUUUUAAGAUAGACUAAACUCAGGAUGCCUUUUGUCAUUAUCAAGCUACUGUUCUGAUGACUAUAUUUUGCUGUGGAGCCACAUAAUCAUGUUAAGUGGCCUUCAGAAGUGCAUUUCUGCAAAUUCUUAUACUUUUGUUUUUUGACAUGAAUUUAUGGAACCAAUAACACCGUAUGUUUCUGCCUGACAUAUCAGUAGAAAAAGCAGACACUGCUCUACAAGCUGAAAUUAUGUUCUCAUAUAUAAUUAGAGCACUUUGUUUUCCCAAAGUAGUCAUUGAUUCAAUAGGCCCAAAUACUGACAUCUCUUCAGUAACUGAUUCUUGAUUCAAUGGUGGUUUUGUACUUCUUCUCAGCCAUCUAACAUAAUGAAAGGAGAAAAUGUUACCAAAAAAUUUAGCUUAGCUAUACUCAUUCAUAGUGUAAUAAAGAUAAUAAAAGAAAAACCAGUCCCUGUGAUUAAUAACAAUUAUCUUAUUUAAUACAUGGUGCUUACUAUAUCCUAUUUGAUUUUGGUAAUAUGAAUAAGGUCCCUGAAAGAUGCUUUUGUUUUCUGUCCAACUACCUGCUUGCAUUUACUACAAGAUAAAGACUAGAUAUGGGAACUCUGCCUCUGGAAAUAAUUCAUAGAUAAUUUUGGCAUCUGAAUCACAGAAUCUCAGAAUUAAAGGGACUUCAAGGCAUCUGAUCCAGGCAUAGAGGGAGGCAAAACCAUCAUGACAGAGUAACAGGGAUCAGUGCAGCAAGCUGCCCCUCCCCACAAAACUUCUCCAGACAGAUCUAGAAAAUGCACCACAUAGAACCCUAAUGGGGAAAUAUAAGAAAAGGUCAUGGUGAGUCAUUUUUCUAGCUGGAAACAGAAUUGUGGAUACUAGGAACAAGUAAAGCCAGAGGCAGCUGGCUGCCCUCCAACACACACAGAGGCUGUGCACUGACAAGAAAAGACCUAAGAAAUAUACUGAGGCAACACAGGAUUUAGGAAUGGGUGCCAACUAGCAGUUUUGCCAGUCCUCAGUUCUGGAUUGUCCAUUUAAGGGGCUCUGCACCCAGAGUUGGUAUUCUCUGAUGUGGAACAGCAAUAGUCCCUAGCCUGAGAAAAACGAAUCCAGAAGCCAACAGCAGCAGUUGUGACUAACCCCAGGAGAAAAAUAGGGUUUCAGUUCUAACUUAUAGCCUAGUCUGAAGCCAAAAGAGAAAGAGCCAGGGCAGAAAUUAGACCAAAGAGCAGUCUACAAUUCUGUGCAUCAGAAGUAGCAGAACUUCCUAACUGAUGGUGGCAGUUUACUCUUAUUCCCAGGUAAGGAAUCUAAAGAGCUUAAACCAGUGAAUUAGCACUUUGUGAAUUUGUCCUUUGUGAUUUUGUCCUGAAUCAGACCAUUUUGGGAGCACUGAAAGCUUAUAGGCUCUCAACCUCAGCUGUCUCAGAGAUCCUAGAAUAAUACAAUGUUCAAUACUCCAAAAAGACUACAAGACCAGAUGAGAUUUUUCUUCCAGAAGGAACUAAACCUAAUAAGUAAAGUUCAGAAGAAGUAGGCUAGAAAAAUGAACAAGAAAAAAAAUAUCCCUCCAUAAAAAGCUAUGAUGAGAAGUCUACCCAAGACAGAAAAAAAAAAUCUUAAAGAGAAUUACUUCAAACCAUCUACAAGCAAAGAAAAACAGAUUGGGCACAACUUCAACUAGAAUUCCUGGAAGAGAUGAAGCAAGUAUGUUUUAAAAGAGUUCUAGAAUUUUUUUAAUGAAUGAAAUGAGAGGACUAGAGGGGAAUGAUGGGGAAAAAAUAAGUUGUGGAAAAUUUGGAAAGGGAAUUAAUAGCUUGGCACAAAAGGUAAAAACCUUACCCAAAGCAACAAAUUUCCUGAAAAUGAAUUGAACCAAAUAGAAGCCACUAACUAUGAGACACCAAAAAAAAUUAAAGUCAAAAAAUUGGAAAAAUAGGAAAUAUAUAAGCAAAAAACAACUUAGAAAACAGAUGAAGGAAAAUGUAAUUUAAGAAAUGCUAGACUACAUGAACACUAUGACAAACAACAACAAAAAUCUAGACAUCGUGUUCAAGAAAUUUUAAAAGAAAACUGCCCAGAUCUUCUAGAAUCAGAGGAUAAAGAAAUAGACUACUGGUCACCUCCUGGGGGAAAGAAAAGGACAUUUCCAGGAAUGUUGUAGCCAAAAUCCAGAGCUUCCACAUCUAACUAAAUAUUGUGACCUGUUAAAAAGAAAGAAUUCAUAUACCAAGGAGUGAGUCACAUUCAGCAUCACACAUAAUUUAGUAGUCACCACACUUAAAGAACAAAGAGCUUGGAAUGCAAUAUUACAGAAGCAAAGGAUAUAGGUUUACAAUCCAAAAUUUAUCCAGCAAAACCCAGGGGAAAAUGUAUCUUUAAUGAUCUUUAAUAAUGGACAAUCCAUUAAUGACAAUCCAUUAUCUUCAGACCCAAUCAUCCCUUCUCUUCUGCUUUUGGAUA
Molecule: messenger RNA, 4116 nt
Organism: Sarcophilus harrisii (Tasmanian devil)
Lineage: Eukaryota; Metazoa; Chordata; Mammalia; Dasyuromorphia; Dasyuridae
Gene: ECI2
Product: enoyl-CoA delta isomerase 2
Exons: 10
Coding region: 387-1607 (406 amino acids)
Molecular function (GO): fatty-acyl-CoA binding
Source: RefSeq, a predicted model, not a curated record